Molecule: messenger RNA, 2700 nt
Organism: Diospyros lotus (date-plum)
Lineage: Eukaryota; Viridiplantae; Streptophyta; Magnoliopsida; Ericales; Ebenaceae
Exons: 1
Coding region: 297-1685 (462 amino acids)
Source: RefSeq, a predicted model, not a curated record
UUGGGCAAUUCCACCAUUUUAACCCUAGACUAGAGUUCAGCUUGUUAUACCCCCAACCAAGCAAGCAAGCUGAACUGAUAUAUCCACCGUCAUUCAAGGAGAAUUGAGAGUUACGCCGCCGAUCAAUAGUGUGGAGAGGAAUCCUUUGGAAAAACAGAAGGUUUUGUCUUCAGAUCCACGGAGGGCCGUCGGAGGAUCCGAAAACGCAAGUGCAAAGUGAAAAAUUCAAACCAAUCUCAAAUGGCGUUUUGAGAUCUCAAGACUCAGUCGGCAGAGUUUGGUUCGCAUCAUUUUUCAUGUACAAAAUGUCGCUGUUGAAUUUGAAUCUCCUUUUCAUCUCUACCAACAAUCUGAUACUCCAAGCGACGGUGGCUCUGUGUCUGAGCCUUACACUCUCCUUCUUCAAAAUCCCCGCCCUAUUCCUCCACGGCCUCCACACCUACAUCCACCCGGACGACGUCAACCCGCCCACCGGCGGUGGCGUCCGCGCCGCCAUCCGCCGCCCGGGCGCCGCCCCGGACCCAGAGCUUAAACCCAGAAAAAGAUCCAAGGACAAACUCGAGUUCGACGAGAGCAAGGCCCAGAUCUUCAGGCUCCGCCUCACCGACGGCCACCUCCAGUCCCGCCUCUAUUUCGCUUCCUUUCACAGCGUUUUCAAUUCUGUAGUUAUUGCCCUCUCCUGCUUGUGCCUCCACAAUUCUUUGCCGGUCUCCGAAGCUUCAUCUGGGUUUAUAUCGAAUGGAAGCAUUGUUCCGAUUCUGUUGGGAUUGGCCGGAAGUUGCAGGGUGUUACUGUUGAUUGCUAGGGUUUCAUUUGAAAGGUCGGCAUCGAAGAAGUCUGAGAAGCUAUUGAGUUUGAUAUCGGGGUUAUUAGGGUUUGCUUUAGGGCUUUUGGUUUUGCUUGAAAUUCUCCCCACUAGGGUUUUUGAUUUCGGGUUUGGAUCAUUGGAUGGGUUUGGUAAGUUCUUGGUUUCUGUAUUCAUGGGCUGCGUUGCAGGUUUCUUGGUCACGCCGGCAGCGAGGAGUGCCCGAGCAUUCUGGCUUGGGACCGAUCAGAUUCGUUGUAAUUUGUCAAUAAUUUAUUGUGGUUGGAUUGCUAGAGUGCUUCUCUAUGCUAACUAUUUAUUGAUUAUAUUCACUUCAUUACUUUGGAUUACCCCAUUUGCCAACCUCCUUGUUAACAAGCAUGCCGAUGAUAGUGGGGGAUCACAUUUGCUUGGCAAAGCUGAUGUUUUGGUUGGUAAUGUGGGGAUGUCAAAGUCAGAUUUUGACAAGUUCAGGACUUGGUGUUUGCUAGUUUCCGGGCUUCUGCAGAUUGCCAUUUUGCGCCCGAGUUUGCAAAUGUAUUUGAAUGAGGCCGUGUUAUCUUGGUACCAGAGGUUACAUGCCAGCAAGGUCCCAGAUUUGGAUUUCAGUAGGGCAAAGGUUUUUCUGCACAACCACUAUUUGUGUCUUGUGGUUCUGCAAUUUUUUGCCCCGCCCGCAUUGGUACUUCUCUUUCUUGGGUUGUCUCAAAUUGAUGAAAACUUGCUUAACAAUUUCCAACCAGUAUGUAGUUUUCUCCAUUGCUCUGCCUUGGUUAAACAAGUACCAUUAUUUAUGGCUUGGUGGAUUACUUUUGUUUGGGCUGUAUUAACUUCGGCAAACCUUGUUCUGUAUCGACAUGGCAUCUUGUAUGUUUCAUAGUGAGGAAUCAACACCCAGCACAUGGAUAUUUGGUUUUUAGUUUAGUUCUGAAACAAGAGUGUUGUGCUUGUAUUGAUAUGGCAAUCAAUUGAUGAGUUUGCAAUUUUGUGCAACAUUUAACAUUAUUGUGGAGGCUCAAUAUUAAGUAAGUUUGUCAAAUUCAGUGUCUUUUUUCUUUUCUUUUUAAGGUGAAUUUUAUGCUUGUAAUUAUUGAAGCAAGAGAGGAGUAUUUACUGACAUAGGUAUACUGUAGAAAAUAUUAAUGUGAAGGGAAAUGAAAUGAUGGAACUACAUAUAACAUUUUCCAUUUCUGAUUUUUUGUAAUUCACAACUAGCAAAAUUGAUGACUGCAAUUAGCAUUGAGACAUGUUUGAACAUUGCUGGAACUUCUAUUGCAAUUUAUUUUCUUCGCAUUCAUAAGAGCCUCACUAUCUGCAUACUCUGAUCCAGGAUAUGUUUUUGGAAGUAGGACAUUCAGUUUUUAGAAAUGCUGGAGGUGUAUGUAUGCAAUUUGGUCAAUUCAAUCACUAUGUUUAGUUAUAUCUGGCUACAAAAUAUGUGCUACUUACUUUUGAUGCCUCAUGCAAUGAAUUGAGUCACUGGUGUGUGCAAAUGUCCUUGAUUGACUUGAACUGUGAUCCUUGGAAGUUGCUUGUUUUGUGUUCUAAAUGAAGUGGAUUCAUGCAAAUGGCAUCAAUAUAUUGCAACUCUUGCAGCUCGGAAUGUGCACUGGGUACCUCUGAUGUGCAUGGAUUCCGUAUCUGUUGUCAUGGAUGGAGAACUUAAGCUCCAAACUGUGCAGCCUUGGGAAGCAAAGUUACUUGGGGCAUGCCUAAGUUAACCUACUCUAAAUGUGCAGUCCAUGUUACAUGGACUCAUGUACGAGUAUUGGAUGCUGGUAUAUGUUCAGAGGUUGGACUUGUUAAUUUUAUGAAUUUCAGGAUGUGAGAAUAUUUGAUGGAAUGUAAGACAUGAGCACAGGGAUGCGACAUGGAGAACAAUAAAUCUCAUUAAC